Messenger RNA from Mya arenaria, 6877 nucleotides. Its product is annotated as DNA polymerase subunit gamma-1-like. Gene Ontology annotation, biological process: mitochondrial DNA replication. Gene Ontology annotation, cellular component: gamma DNA polymerase complex; mitochondrion. NCBI's taxonomy places the organism in Eukaryota, Metazoa, Mollusca, Bivalvia, Myida, Myidae. The record is from RefSeq and is a predicted model, not a curated record. Gene Ontology annotation, molecular function: DNA binding; 3'-5' exonuclease activity; DNA-directed DNA polymerase activity. The transcript has 26 exons. The coding region runs from base 51 to 3665 and encodes 1204 amino acids.
GUUAAUCAAGUAAUCCUGUAUGCACAAUGUGAAACGGAGAGGAAAAGCAGAUGGCGACAACUUGGUGUAAGAUGAGGGAGUUGAGACGUCUGUUCAACACAUCGUCUAAAUUGUCUGCCAGGGUUAAUGAGAUCAACAUACAGAUGCUUUCAGAUUCACUCCACAAACAGAUAUUUAGAAGAUGUGAGCCAUCUUUAGCAGCAAGCCAGACCUGCCUUAACCCUGAGAGUGAUGAAGACUUGGCAGGAAAGGUUGAACAUAUUCGAACAAUGUCAGAUGCUCAACUGCGUGCCAUAAAGGCUCAUCUGGCAAAACAUGGCCUCUGGGACAAGCAAGUGCCACUGAGGAAAGAUGUUGAUCUGAAACUACCACAGUUUCUAGGUACAAAUAUUGAGGAACACUUCAGGAAUAUUGCGAACAAUCAGAUAAAAGACUAUAAGGCACUAGCUGAAAGGCUGUGUAGAUAUGAGUUACCACAGCAACCCCCAGAAUGGGCAGAGUUACCGGGCUGGGUGCGCUACGGGGAGGAUGGAGUGCCAGAGCCUGUGGAUUACCCACAGGAUGAUGUGCUCGUGUUUGAUGUGGAGAUCCUUGUUACUGAGGGAAAUUAUCCAACCAUGGCAACAGCAGUCUCAGACAAACACUGGUUUUCUUGGUGCUCAGACUACCUGGUGUCAGACAAGUUCCGCUGGGCUUCCAAAGGGAUUGGACUGGAUGACCUAAUUCCUGUGGAAACUGGGCCAAGGUCUGAGGUCAAUGGGUCAUCAGAGAGCCGGCUGGUGAUUGGCCACAAUGUGGCCUUUGAUCGAUCAUUUGUGAAAGAGCAGUACAGUGUUAAGAAGUCUAAGUUGCGUUUCCUAGACACGAUGUCAAUGCACAUUGCAAUAUGUGGGUUGACGAGCUUCCAGAGAAUCCUGUACAAAGCCGCAGAAACUGAGAGCACCACCAAGGUUGUUCUGGAGUACAAGCAGAAACGGAAGGAGCGAAAUACAUUAACUACCGAUGAUUGGAAAAACCAGAGCUCUCUCAACAACCUUGGAGAUGUCCACGCCCUGCACGUGGGUGGGACCAAGCUUGAUAAGGACCCACGGGAUAUCUUCAUAGAGGGAAGCAUGGCUGAUGUCCGCGAUAACUUUCAGGAUUUGAUGACGUACUGUGCAAGUGAUGUGUCGGCCACAUUCAAUGUCUUCAAAGCUCUUUGGCCACAAUUCUGCGAACGGUUUCCACACCCUGUGACAUUGGCAGGGAUGUUUGAGAUGUUGACUGGUUACUUACCUGUGAACGAGAACUGGGAGCGAUACAUAAACCAGUCCAACACAGUGUACGAGGACAUGCAGAACCAGUGUAAACAGCUGCUGAUGAGGAUUGCUAACGAUGCAUGCCAGUACCUCGACAAUGACAGGUACAAAGCAGACCCAUGGCUGUGGGACCUGGACUGGACUGUAAAACCAUUCCGUAUCAAGAAACCUAAACCAUUUACCAAGAAACAGAAACAGGCGAUAGAAGAUAAAAAACUUUUUGAUGGUGAUGCUGGGAACCAGGAGAAGAGCUGUAUAGAGGAAGUACUGGCCCUACAGGAGAGACACUUCAAAGUCGGGAACCGGCUGGUCGGAUAUCCAGAGUGGUACAAGGACUUAUGCCAAAAGCCCACAGAUGAGGACUGGAGCCCAGGGCCUAGCGGUUUGAGUCCACAAACCAGGGUUACACCCAAACUGCUGCGUCUGACCUGGGACGGGUUUCCCCUGCAUUAUGAUGACACUCAUGGCUGGGGGUACCUGGUGCCCGGUCGCCAUGACAAUCUGGUCACUGAUGAGGAGAAUAAAGCUCUCUUGGAGGGGAAACAACUGCCCAAAGAGCGAAUGUUUCCUUACAGGCACCUUUGCAAGAUUCUCAACUUCCAGCCAGAAAACAUUAAUGAGCAAGAAGAUGACACAGAUGAGAGUCCACAAUCAUCAGGCCCCAUAGAGGACCUCAAUUCCUCUGCAGACUCUGUUUGGGCGGUGAAUGACCUGGCUGACCUCGCCCCUGGGGUUGCCUCUGACUCUGUUUGGGCGGUGAACGACCUGGCUGACCCCUCUCCAAGGAAUACCUCUGACACUGUUUGGGCAUACGAUGAUGUGUCGGACAAGGCAGGGGAUGAGUUUCGAAUGGGCAAGCUGAUCCAGGGGCUAGAGAAAAAUCCCAGGGACAAGUUCCAGAAACUCAUGGACCUGCAGGAACCACCUAAAAGACGCCGUAUGGCGAAGACUCACUGUCCCAGCCAUGUGGGAGAUGGUCCCCAUAACUCGGUCAACAUACCGGGUUGCUGGUUCUUCAAAAUACCACACAAGGAUGGUGCAGAGAAGCGUGUGGGUAACCCACUGGCCAAGGACUACCUCAUGCAUAUGGAGGAUGGCACGCUGUCUACCCUCUCUGGCCCUGGGGCAAACAUGGUUCUCCGCCUUGCCAAGACCUGUAGCUACUGGAAAAACAACCAGAAACGAAUAGAGGGUCAGAUGGCUGUGUGGCUGAAAGACGAGGAACUGCCGCACGAGAUUCUCAGGUCAGAAGACUAUGUCGAGGGUAGCAGUUUAGGGGCCAUAGUUCCUCGGAUUAUUCCUGCGGGCACUGUCACGCGGCGAGGGGUUGAAUCAACGUGGCUCACUGCCAGCAAUGCUUACACUGACCGCAUUGGAAGUGAAUUGAAGGCAAUGGUUCAAUCCCCGCCUGGCUACUGUUUUGUUGGAGCUGAUGUUGACUCACAGGAACUCUGGAUCGGGGCUUUGCUGGGGGACUCUAACUUUGGAAACACACAUGGAUGUACAGCCUUGGGCUGGAUGACUCUGCAAGGAACUAAGAAGGACGGCACUGACCUUCACAGUCGUGUAGCAGACACAGUUGGGAUAUCACGAGACCACGCCAAGGUGUUCAACUAUGGUCGUAUUUACGGAGCAGGGCAGACGUUUGCCGAGAAGUUGCUAAUGCAGUUCAACCACCGCCUGACCCGGGCAGAGGCGAAGGAUAAAGCUCAACUCAUGUUCUCUACUACCAAGGGUAAAAGGAGCAAGCGUGGGUGGAUAGGGGGUAGUGAAAGUGCCAUGUUCAACAAACUGGAGGCCAUCGCCCAAUCUGGGUACCCACAGACACCCGUUUUGGGCUGCCACAUCAGCAAGUCUCUCGAACCUGACACUGUCUUUGGAGAGUUUAUGACAUCCCGUAUCAACUGGGUGGUACAGAGCUCGGCAGUAGACUAUCUGCAUCUGAUGCUUGUUUCCAUGCAGUGGUUGUUUGAGGAAUACGGUAUCAAUGGACGCUUUGCCAUCUCCAUACAUGAUGAAGUCAGGUACCUUGUUGUGGAGGAGGAUCGGCAUCGAGCAGCCCUUGCCCUUCAGAUUACCAACCUUCUCACACGCUCCAUGUUCGCUCACAGUCUUGGCAUGAAUGACCUUCCUCUGUCGGUAGCAUUCUUCAGUGCAGUGGACAUUGACCGGUGCUUGCGUAAAGAGGUUGUGAUGGAUUGUGUGACCCCGUCCAACCCCCAUGGCCUACACAUGGGAUACCAGAUACCAAUGGGUGAGGCCCUAGACAUCCAUGAGAUCAUAGAGAAGACAGGCGGGACCCUUGAGAGGCCGGAAAAUACUAUCCCCACGCAAGCUGAACAGGAACAAGUACACUUACGAGGCUAAUAAGCACGCCUUUAAUUAGAUCAUGCAGGAUAAGGAAUACAGAAGGCAGACCAGGACGCUUGUUUCUUGUUGUGUAUAAACUUUUUUGUGGUGUCGAAGCGCACUGGCAGUAAAUGUGCUUCAGUGAGAUUGGAUUUUCAUAUAGUGCAAAUGAAGUAUUUUCAUUCAGUGGUUAUAGUUGUAAAAGCAUCUCAAAAACAGCGGCAUUAUACCAGUAAGCUGAAGUUAAGUGCAAGAUUUCAACUAACAAGUCUUUUCUUUAUGCGACUUCUAUAAAGUCCCUUUUAUUAGAAAGCAGACCCUGGAGAAAGUGUUCAAGGGCAUUACCUGGAGAAAGUGUUCAAGGGCAUACUCUGGAUAUAGUGUUCAAGGGCAGAUCCUGGAGAAAGUGUUCAAGGGCAUACUCUGGAGAAAGUGUUCAAGGGCAUACUCUGGAGAAAGUGUUCAAAAACAGACCCUGGAGAAAGUGUUCAAAAACAGACCCUGGAGAAAGUGUUCAAGGGCAGACUCUGGAAAAAGUGUUACCCUGGAGGAAGUGUUCAAGGGCAGACCCUGGAGAAAGUUUUACCCUGGAGAAAGUGUUCAAGGGCAGACCCUGGAGAAAGUGUUCAAGGGCAAACCCCGUAGAAAUGGUUUAAGGGCAGGCUCUGAAGAAAGUGUUCAAGGGCAAACCCUGGAGAAAGUGUUCAUGGGCAGACCCUGGAGAAAGUGUUCAUGGGCAAACCCUGGAGAAAGUGUUCAAGGGCAUACCUUGGAGAAAGAGUUCAAGGGCAUACCCUGGAGAAUGUGUUAAGGGCAUACCCUGGGGAAAGUGUUCAAGGGCAGACUCUUGAGAAAGUGUUCAAGGGCAUACCCUGGAGAAAGUGUUCAAGGGUAAACCUUGGAGAAAGUGUUCAAGGGCAUACCCAGGAGAAAGUGUUCAAUGGCAUACCCAGGAGAAAGUGUUCAAGGGCAUACCCAGGAGAAAGUGUUGAAGGGCAGACCCUGGAGAAAGUGUUCAAGGGCAGACCCUGGAGAAAGUGUUACCCUGGAGGAAGUGUUCAAGGGCAGACCCUGGAGAAAGUUUUGCCCUUGAGAAAGUGUUCAAGGGCAGACCCUGGAGAAAGUGUUCAAGGGCAAACCCUGUAGAAAGUGUUCAAGGGCAUACCUUGGAGAAAGAGUUCAAGGGCAUACCCUGGAGAAAGUGUUCAAGGGCAGACCCUGGAGAAAGUGUUCAAGGGCAGACCCUGGAGAAAGUGUUACCCUGGAGGAAGUGUUCAAGGGCAGACCCUGGAGAAAGUUUUACCCUGGAGAAAGUGUUCAAGGGCAGACCCUGGAGAAAGUGUUCAAGGGCAAACCCCAUAGAAAGUGUUUAAGGGCAGGCUCUGAAGAAAGUGUUCAAGGGCAAACCCUGGAGAAAGUGUUCAUGGGCAGACCCUGGAGAAAGUGUUCAAGGGCAGACCCUGGAGAAAGUGUUCAAGGGCAGACCCUGGAGAAAGUGUUCAUGGGCAAACCCUGGAGAAAGUGUUCCAGGGCAUACCUUGGAGAAAGAGUUCAAGGGCAUACCCUGGAGAAUGUGUUCACGGGCAUACCCUAGGGAAAGUGUUCAAGGGCAGACUCUGGAGAAAGUGUGCAAGGGUAAACCUUGGAGAAAGUGUUCAAGGGCAUACCCAGGAGAAAGUGUUCAAGGGCAUACCCAGGAGAAAGUGUUCCAAGGGCAGACCCUGGAGAAAGUGUUCAAGAGAAUAUCCUGGUGUGUGACAUUUGCAACUCACUUCUCUUUAGCUUUAUUAAUAAAUUGUUAUAAGAAAAGUUCAUAGACAUAUUUUAAAUCUUUUCACCAUUAGAUGUCAAAGAAAAAUCUUUUUGAUGAGUACGGGCAUAGACAACUUGCAAAUGUUUGAGAUUGAAUAAGGAAGGCAUGAGAUACUGAUUCUUAGUCUCAUGCUUAAUGUGUGAAACUUCACAUUAUGCAUGUAUUUUCCAGUGACUAAGACAAUACGGUGUCAGUUUAUUGGUGAUUUGUUAAUGCUUGGUAGAAGUCCUGAUAGCUGUUUAAAUUACUGCACGUCUUACUUUUUUUCAUAUUAGAGAUUGUUUCACAAAUUAUAAUUCAAUCAAGGUUUGUUUGUCAUUUCAUUGUUUUAUAUAAAGUUUUCAUUGUAUGAAUCUCUUAGAAGCUACCACAUUUUAUGUGUGUUCAAAAUAUACUAGAAUAAAUAUUCAAACAACUUACAACUUGGAUGCUUUUAUAUUCCCUUGGACAGGUUACGUGGGUAAAACCAGUGCUUAUUGAACAAAGGAAUUUGCUUGAAAUAGGUUUCUUUGGGACAUUUAUAUCAGUGACCCACAUUAAUUGUGGUCAGUAGGUUAAAAUGACCUUGAACACAAAAAGCUUUUCUGAUUGAUAUCUUGAGUUACUUGAGCCUAUGUUCCUGAAACUUGGUAGUGAGUUUUGUCAUGUCCAACAGAUGGCUUUAGAACACAAAAAGAUGAUAAAUAGAGUAUCCUUGGGCAUAUUGUUCUCGAAGGGUAGGCAUAAGAUGGCUCCUAUGCUUUGAGGUCAGUAGGUCGAACGUGUUAAUGACCUGUAACAAAAAAACUUGUAUUUUUUAUUGAUAACUUAAGUAUGCUUGGGCAUAAGGUCCUUAAAUUUGGUAGGGAAAUCGCAAAUGUACCCUAAUGAUUACUUUAUGCGCUAUAUGUAACCACUGAGUGCAAAAUGUUAUCACCAUGUGCACUAUAUGAAAUCAAUAUCAUUGUGCAGUUUAUGUAAUCAAUAUGAUUGUGCUCUAUAUGUAAUCACUAUAUGCACUAAUUAUAGUUGCUUGUAAAAUCAAUUUACACAAAAAAUGUUUUACAAAACACACCAUGAAACCAGCAUCACCCGUCAAAAUCUGAUCAGUCCACCUGUCACAUUAAGUUUUAAUAUGUAUUUUAAAGAAAAAACCCUCAAUGACCAUCUGUCACGCUAAUAAAUGGUAUUUAAAUACAGAACAUAUUUCUUAUCAACAGAAGAUGUUUUGGGAGUUGUGUACUUUGUUUCCUUUAAACUUUCAAAGCUAGUGGAUCGUAUUUUCUUGCACCAGACGUGUGUUUCUUGUCAUGUGACCAGUGCUGGAAAACCCCAUCUUACAUACCCCAUGUAAGAUGAGCCUCGCGCAACAAUGUGCCACUUCUUAUUUCUUUUAUUGUAUGGUUAAUGAAAAAUAUGUUAUGCCAUUUCAAUAAAG